Messenger RNA from Triplophysa rosa, 4037 nucleotides. Its product is annotated as C1q-related factor-like. Gene Ontology annotation, molecular function: protein binding. The record is from RefSeq and is a predicted model, not a curated record. NCBI's taxonomy places the organism in Eukaryota, Metazoa, Chordata, Actinopteri, Cypriniformes, Nemacheilidae. Bases 2044 to 3006 code for a protein of 320 amino acids. The transcript is spliced from 3 exons.
GAUUAUGAGUGAAUUGUAAUUUUUUUUUUAAUGAAAUGCUCUGACAUGCGUUCUGGCGAUUUUUCCCACUUGUGUAACGUUCUUUUUUUGUGUUACUAUGACAGAUUAUCAAAUACAAGAAACACAUUUCCGUUAAAUGAAUACUUUACACACACACAGAUGUCCAUGUGCCCAUUUAUUCAGCCCAAUUGUUUCAAAACUUUGGUGGUUUUGUGUCAAUAAGUAAACGGGGUCCAGUGUUGUUAUGUCGCCGAUGUUCUUUAACAUAUUUUCGUUUUUGUUUUCUGCUGAAGAAAAACAAAACCAUGCUUAUUUGGACUGACAUUAAGCUGCAUAAAUGAUGGAAGAAAUUUCGUUUUUUUUAAAUCAACGAUUCUUUUAAGUUUAUCUUGAGGUGUCACACUGUACAUUGGUGUACGUGGAUUAAAUUAAACUUUGUAUUAUAAAUUAUGAAAUAGACAGGAUAUAAAAUAAUGGACAUGACAUAAUAUGUAAUAUUGUGUGUUCAACACAUUUAAUGCUGAAAGGCCAAUGUAUUUAGAAAAUAUUAGUAAGUUAUGUUUCUUCAUAGGGUAGUUUAGACUCGUCAUCAUCGACAGCUCUCUGUACUGUCAACAUUUCUUCUGAUCAUUGUAACUGUGCUUUCAUGUAUUUAAUAGUACGAGUGUUAGUCCAUAAGGUGGCAGCAUUUAGAAAUGAACUUGCUGAUUCAGAUGCACCUCUGUGUAAAUUAAGUGAAUUUGAGAUGCUAAAUUGCUUAAAAAUAAAGGUUCCUAAACGGUUCUUUGUUGGGAUGUCCUGUAUGGUUUCAUAAAGAAUUUGUAACAUUGACAGAACCUUAUUGUUACACAAAAGGUUCUCUGUAGUGAAAAAAGUUUUUAGACUGAAAAUGUCAGAAUUUUUAAGAAUAGGGUUAAUCUAUUUAUUUAAUUUCACUAAACAUAAUUCCAAUGUAUUUUGUCUAAACUGUGUGUGUGUGUGUGUGUGUGUGUGUGUGUGCAUCAAAAACAGUCUGCAACACAUCAUUCUGUAUGGUGGGUGGAAAACAUACACAGAAACACAUAGAUCUGUGGGCACGUACCACUUUGACAUCAAAUAAGUAAGCUUGGUCUGUCAUUGUGUGUGUGUGCGGGUGUUACAUGCUGUAGGAAGCAAAACUCAAAACCAUCUCUCUCAUCUUCUGCUGAGAUUUCCGGCCUCCACAGAUCCUGUGAUACAGUGAUCAGUCCUACAGCACACAUACAAGACUAUGAAGUCCAUAAUUAGCUGAUGCAAAAAACCUGAUGCAAGACACCGACAAUAAAAAGAACAAACAGUUGAUCUUCCAUUUUUAAGUUUAAAAUAACAAUAGCAUUCUUAAAAAUGAGAAUGUUUAUUUCUUGAAAAUACAAUAUAUAAUUUUUUUAAUUUACAUUUAGUCUUUAAUAUGAUUUUUUUUGUUGGCGGAAUAUCAAAAGAAUCUUCUGCUCCAUGCUAAAGUGCCUCAUAUUAAUGAACUGUUGUGCCGAUGCUGAAAUGAACAGACAAGUGUUUUUAACGCUCUUAAUCUAACCAGUGUAUUUCAGACAUCUUCAGGACCAAAACACACAGCACAUGCAUGUGAACAUGGCUCUUGGCUUACAGCAUGAUCUCUGCUUCUCUCUGGCUCAGCCUGAGGAUUGAUCACUACACAUUAUGUUUGCUUUCAUGGAAAUGGAAGGAGAUCCAGAGAUUUCCCCUGGCUGAAGGAUGAGCGUGUGGCGCUCUCCGGGGCUUCUCGUUGGCUCAGUGGGUUUGUGGUACUCGAGAGGAGAUUCUGAGGAAGUCUAUGAUGGAGAGAGGACUGGCAAACAUCUUUGUUCUUGUCACAUUACUGCGCCUACCGUCAAGGGCACAGGGGGCACGGUUUGAGUCACGGCGCUCUGAGCUCCAUCCAGCCCUUUGUUGCCCGCGGUCACGAUCAACAUUCGCUCUGUUUCGGUGACUCACAACAAUAGUCAUCCCUCGCUGCAUUAUGUUCCUUAACUUUAACCACAAAAGAAGAUGGAAAAAUGAUUUUGGGCAAUGUUGAUGCCAACAGCAGGAGCACCUGAGGUUGAGGGAGUCCGUUCCCUCUCGCUCCCAGAGGUCAAUAUUCCGGCGUGUGGAGAGAGCUCCGCGCUGGCGGCCCAGCCCCUUCCCCACUUCAGCCUGGGACGGAAGACCCUGCUGGGGGCUGGCGUGGCCGUCAUGCUGGUCUUGGUCCUGGUGGUCCUCAUUCCAGUUCUGGUCCAUUUGGCGGGAAGCAGCGAAAACGGUGAAUACGAAAUGCUGGGUACCUGCCGUAUGGUGUGCGACCCUUUCUUGGAAAAAUCGGGCGCUACGGCGGGCGCCGGUACGGGCACGGCUAUCACUAACACGCAGCUGGAGGCCGAAGCGCUGACCGAUCACAGUAUGGGACCCCCGUUGCCCACCUAUGCCAGCGGACCGCAGGGCAAGCCCGGACGACAGGGAAAGCCAGGGCUGCCGGGACCCCCGGGACCACCCGGAGAGCCAGGUCCACCGGGACCGAUGGGCCCACAGGGAAAUAAGAACCACACGGAGCGACCAAAUGUCUUCGCUCUGGGUGGAAGAAUGGCUACGGGAAUGGGUCCGCGUGUGGCGUUCUAUGCGGCUCUGAAAAACCCGCAGGAGGGGUAUGAGGUUUUGAGGUUUGACGAUGUGGUGACAAAUAUUGGGAAUAACUACUAUGGGUCGACGGGGAAGUUUGUGUGCAAGGUUCCUGGGACAUACUUCUUUACGUACAAUGUCCUCAUGAGGGGAGGGGACGGGACCAGCAUGUGGGCGGACCUGCUGAAAAACGGACAGGUGAGGGCCAGCGCUAUCGCUCAGGAUCAGGAUCAGAGUUAUGAUUACGCCUCAAACACAGUCAUUCUGCACCUGGACCCCGGGGACGAGAUCUUCAUCAAGCUGGACGGCGGAAAGGCGCACGGAGGAAAGAGCAACAAGUACAGCACAUUCUCUGGCUUCAUUCUGUACAGUGACUAGAGAGGUGGAGAGGUCAUUCAGCCUGUUGUUCGUCAGAAGAAAGAGACUGAAGGCCGCGAACCAGCGUGCAAAACAAAUUCAGAAGGAAGGUUAUUUCGUGCCACAACUUUUUUUUUUUAGAAAUGUAUUGUCACUGUCAUUCAUUCAUUCAUUCAUUCAUUCAUUCAAGCAGCAAUGAAUCUUUGUGUUUGAUUUCAUUUGUGUAAAUCUCUGAUCAUUAUUGAUGUCUUGGGCACAUGAAGAUUCUGAAAGAUCCUUUUGUGUCUGUUAGACUUCUGUGUCAUCUCUUUGGUUCUGUUUGCCUGGAUGAUAACUUUCUCAUAAGACAAUUUGAUUCAGGGGUGAAAUGAUUCAUUUUUGAACACGCAUUUGCAGGUUUGUUAGUUGAAUAGCAUGUAGCUGCUAGCGUGUCACAGUUGCACUUUGUUAUAGACCUGAUUGAAUCCCAACAGACCAGGAUUCACAUUUUCUGAAGAAUAAGAGCAAGAUCCAUCUGCCAAAAAACAACUUCAUGCUGAACGUUUAGGACUUCAGAAUGCCAUCAAGACAUGAAUGAAAGGCCGGUGGAGUAGCCUUUGUGUUUGUUUCAUUAUGGUGUUUGUCUCCGUGCUCGUGUUGUGUCUGUGAACAAUGAUGUCUCUCAAUUGACUUAAAGUGAAGUAAAUGACCUAAAAUGAUACCCUAAACAUUUCCUGAGAGUCUGUAAGUCAUUGUUUGUGAUUGCUGUAUGGGUGUGGAAAUAUCAGAACAACUAAAGCUCAAAAUAUAAGCUUUGAACAUUUUCAUGUGCAUUGUGUUGUCAUCAAUGAUGUGAAGAGCUGUGUGGCUUUCUUUGUUUAUCCCACAGAACGCUUCACUGGGGUAAGAGUGACCCUUUACAAGACGAUAACCUUCAUAGUCAUUACAACAAUUAAGCACUAUGUACUGUAUAUAAUACACAAGAAUCAUGACAUGUAAUAUGCACAUGUAUGCAUCUAAAUGUCAACUCAUCUGUUGUAACAGGUAAUAAAUUGUCGCUUUUGCUAAUAAAU